CUGGGCUGCUCCUCUGCUGCUGAGCUGGGCUGGGCUCCUGGCACGGAGGGAGCUGUGCUCCAUGACCAGAGGCAGCAGAUGUCCAACAGCAGCUCCAUCACCCAGUUCCUCCUCCUGGCAUUCGCAGACACACGGGAGCUGCAGCUCUUGCACUUCUGGCUCUUCCUGGGCAUCUACCUGGCUGCCCUCCUGGGCAACGGCCUCAUCAUCACCACCAUUGCCUGUGACCACCACCUCCACAUCCCCAUGUACUUCUUCCUCCUCAACCUCUCCUUCCUCGACCUGGGAUCCAUCUCCACUACUUUGCCUAAAUCCAUGGCCAAUUCCCUCUGGGACACCAGGACUAUCUCCUACAUGGGAUGUGUUGCCCAGGUCUUCUUUGUGUUGUUCUUUUUUGCUGCAGAGUAUUUUCUUCUCACGGUCAUGUCCUACGACCGCUACGUUGCCAUCUGCAAACCCCUGCACUACGGGACCCUCCUGGGCAGCAGAGCUUGUGUCCACAUGGCAGCAGCUGCCUGGGGCGCUGGGUUUCUCACUGCUCUGCUGCACACGGCCAAUACAUUUUCCCUGUCCCUCUGCCAGGGUAAUGCUGUGGACCAGUUCUUCUGUGAAAUCCCACAGAUCCUCAAGCUCUCCUGCUCGGAUGCUGCCAUGAGGGAGUUUGGGCUUCUUGUGUUUAGUGUCUUUUUAGCAUUUGGCUGUUUUGUUUUCAUUGUAGUGUCCUAUGUGCAGAUCUUCAGGUCAGUGCUGAGGAUCCCCUCUGAGCAGGGACGGCACAAAGCCUUUUCCACGUGCCUCCCUCACCUGGCCGUGGUCUCCCUGUUUGUCAGCACUGCCGUGUUUGCCUACCUGAAACCUCACUCCUUCUCGCACCCAUCCACAGACUUAGUGGUGUCAUUUCUAUAUGCAGUGGUUCCUCCAGCAGUGAAUCCUCUCAUCUACAGCAUGAGGAUCAAGGACCUCAAGGAUGCAGUGUGGGAACUUAUAACUGUAAGGAUCUGUGGUGCAAUAAAUUCCUGA
Molecule: messenger RNA, 1020 nt
Organism: Cuculus canorus (common cuckoo)
Lineage: Eukaryota; Metazoa; Chordata; Aves; Cuculiformes; Cuculidae
Product: olfactory receptor 14A16-like
Exons: 2
Coding region: 79-1020 (313 amino acids)
Biological process (GO): G protein-coupled receptor signaling pathway
Cellular component (GO): membrane
Molecular function (GO): olfactory receptor activity; G protein-coupled receptor activity
Source: RefSeq, a predicted model, not a curated record